Molecule: messenger RNA, 1557 nt
Organism: Elephantulus edwardii (Cape elephant shrew)
Lineage: Eukaryota; Metazoa; Chordata; Mammalia; Macroscelidea; Macroscelididae
Gene: ALDH9A1
Product: aldehyde dehydrogenase 9 family, member A1
Exons: 11
Coding region: 1-1557 (518 amino acids)
Molecular function (GO): aminobutyraldehyde dehydrogenase (NAD+) activity; 4-trimethylammoniobutyraldehyde dehydrogenase (NAD+) activity
Source: RefSeq, a predicted model, not a curated record
AUGUUUCUCAGAGUGGGUCUGGGUGCGCGUGCUCCGCUUCUUGGCGUUUUCCGGCCAGCUUCCAAAGCCACCAUGAGUACUGGCACCUUUGUCGUGUCACGGCCACUCAAUUACCGCAACGGGUCCUACGUGGAGCCAGCCGACUCUUCCGGCACCGAGAAGGCUUUCGAGCCAGCGACGGGACGAGUGAUAGCAACUUUCACAUGUUCAGGAGAAAAGGAAGUAAAUUUGGCUGUUCAAAAUGCAAAGAAUGCCUUUAAAAUAUGGAGCAAAUUUUGUGGCAUGGAGCGUUGCCGAAUCCUUUUGGAGGCUGCCAGGAUAAUAAGGGAACGGAAGGAGGAAAUUGCUACUAUGGAGAGCAUCAACAAUGGCAAGUCCAUCUUUGAGGCCAGGUGGGAUGUCGAUACUUCGUGGCAGUGCCUGGAGUACUUUGCAGGCUUGGCUGCUUCAUUGGCUGGUGAAUAUGUUGCGCUCUCCAAUGGAUCCUUUGGUUAUACCAGAAGAGAACCACUUGGAGUAUGUGUGGGAAUAGGAGCGUGGAACUACCCUUUUCAGAUUGCCUGUUGGAAGUCUGCUCCAGCUCUAGCUUGUGGUAACGCCAUGAUCUUUAAACCAUCUCCCUUCACUCCUGUUUCUGCAUUACUGUUGGCUGAAAUCUAUACUGAGGCUGGUGUCCCUCCAGGGCUCUUCAAUGUGGUGCAAGGAGGGUCUGUCACAGGCCAGCUUCUGUGCCAGCAUCGUGAUGUGGCCAAAGUCUCCUUCACGGGAAGUGUGCCUACCGGCUCAAAGGUCAUGGAGAUGGCAGCGAAAGGAAUCAAACCUGUGACCUUGGAACUUGGAGGCAAAUCUCCACUCAUAAUCUUCUCAGAUUGUGAUUUGCAGAAUGCUGUGAAGGGGGCACUGAUGGCCAACUUCCUCACACAGGGCGAGGUUUGCUGUAAUGGCACAAGGGUAUUUGUACAAAAGGAAAUCCUUGAUAAAUUUACAGAAGAAGUGGUGAAGCUCACCCAAAAGAUAAAAAUUGGAGAUCCCCUUCUGGAGGAUACAAGGAUGGGUCCCCUCAUUAACCAGCCACAUCUGGAGCGAGUCCUUGAGUUUGUUAAACUGGCAAGGGAGCAGGGUGCGAGAGUUUUAUGUGGUGGAGAUUUAUAUGUGCCUGAAGAUCCCAAGUUAAAGGAUGGAUAUUACAUGACACCUUGUGUAUUAACUAAUUGCAGAGAUGACAUGACUUGUGUGAAAGAAGAGAUCUUUGGACCUGUUAUGUCCAUCUUAUCAUUUGACACUGAAGCCGAGGUUGUGGAAAGAGCCAAUGAUACCAGUUUUGGACUAGCAGCUGGUGUCUUCACCAGGGAUCUCCAGAGGGCUCAUCGCGUGGUGGCUGAGCUUCAGGCUGGAGUGUGCUUCAUUAACAACUACAAUGUCAGUCCAGUCGAGUUGCCUUUUGGUGGAUACAAAAAGUCAGGAUUUGGCAGAGAAAAUGGUCGUGUGACAAUUGAAUAUUAUUCACAACUGAAGACUGUGUGCGUGGAGAUGGGCAAUGUUGAGUCUACUUUCUGA